CUAUAUUCUAGUAGCCCGAGAAUAAUAUCGGCUAUCUAUACAAGGUUGAGACAACUAAAGACCUAGACUAUGUUGUAUGGAAGCGCUGAUUCUUCUGUGCUUGAUGUGAUAUCACUGCUGCACCGUCGCAGGCAUAAUCCCGCAGGCAUCCCCAUUCCAGCCCAUGACACGAAUGUCGAGACAGCCAUGGCAACUUUGAGUUCGUGUUACUGUACCACUGAUAACAAGUCUCAAGGGUCCAUCGCCGCCUUCACUAUAGAGACAACGCUCUGCGACACUUGCCGAGGGCCAGUACCAUCAAGAUCGCGAAAGCUUCAAUGGGUGGGGAGAGAGAAUUACUAACAGGGCCCCGAUUAGCGCAAGAAAAAGACAAAAAACAAAAGAGAUAAAGGGUACAUACAACAGAAGGGAUUCGCUGGUGGUCAC
Messenger RNA from Aspergillus neoniger CBS 115656, 426 nucleotides. RefSeq lists its product as uncharacterized. The coding region runs from base 70 to 342 and encodes 90 amino acids. The transcript has a single exon. NCBI's taxonomy places the organism in Eukaryota, Fungi, Ascomycota, Eurotiomycetes, Eurotiales, Aspergillaceae. The record is from RefSeq and is a predicted model, not a curated record.